Molecule: messenger RNA, 2160 nt
Organism: Populus nigra (black poplar)
Lineage: Eukaryota; Viridiplantae; Streptophyta; Magnoliopsida; Malpighiales; Salicaceae
Product: exocyst complex component EXO70C2-like
Exons: 1
Coding region: 1-2160 (719 amino acids)
Biological process (GO): exocytosis
Cellular component (GO): exocyst
Molecular function (GO): phosphatidylinositol-4,5-bisphosphate binding
Source: RefSeq, a predicted model, not a curated record
AUGGAAAAAGAACUGUCUGAAAAACAUCCACCUGAGAAACAGCUCUCUAAUAAUUCAGACAGUUCUGUCAACAAAGAAAAUGGCACCAAUAUUAUUACCAAUCUCAAUGCCAAUCACGAUGAUCACCCUGAAACUGAAACCUGUGAUCUGCUGGUGUCCCAGUCACCUAAAACAGAGGUUAAAGUGGAAGAAUCAGACAACAUAAGUCAUGAGAUUGAGGAAGUUCAUCAAGAGGAGAAAGAAAGUGAUGAAAAAAUUGAAGACAGCCCUCCUAUUCCUCCAGAAAUUAAUUAUACCAUUGAAACUGUCUCUCUAGAUAUUGAUCAGUUUCUUGUGACAUUGUCAUCCACUCCAAAAGAUGCAAUAGAGACAAUUGAUGGAGACUCGAAAGAAGAGAAAGAUGGGAAGGUUUCCAUAGAGAUUCCUGUGUUUGUUGAAAAAAAUUUAGAUCUUGUUGAAGAAAAGGUGGCAAAUCAUGACUUGAAUGAAGGGAAAAGGAAGUGGGGUCAAAAUCCUGAGGAGGAUUCAUCUUUUCUUGAAGCUAUAAAUCGAAUUUCCAAGCUAACAUCUUCCAUUGAUAAAUUGAGACCCGAUCCAAAUCCUGCAGCAUUGAUCAACCGCAUUGGAGGAAUUCAGCAACAAGCAAUGACAUGCUUGGAGAAUGAAUUCAAGGUCAUUCUUGAAGAUAUUAAACACAGUGAUCAAGAUCCUACUAAUGAUGCAAAAGGGAAACAACAUGAAGCUGAUCACAGCGUAGUGCAGGAAUCUGAAUCAAUAGAAACUGACAACGUUUUAGGAUAUUCUGAUUAUGCUGUUUCCAUUUUGAAUAGAAUUGCGAAGGCUAUGAUUGAAGGAGGAUUUGAAUCUGAAUGUUGCCAACUGUACAUAAUGAUUAGGGGGCAAGCAUUUGAUGAGUGUUUCAUUGAGACAGGAUUUGAGAAGAUCAGCAUUGAUGAGGUGCAAAGGAUGCCAUGGGAAGCAUUGGAGAGAGAGAUCCCUAUAUGGAUCAAGGCCGUCAAGGAAUGUGCAAGCAUUUACUUCGUGGAAGAGCUAAAGCUCGCCGAGGCCAUUUUCUCCGAUUAUUCCUCGAUCUCCUCUAGCCUUUUUAGCAAUCUUAUACGCACUGUGAUGAUCCAGCUUCUCAAUUUUGCUGAAGGAGUUGCAAUGACAAAGCGCUCGGCAGAAAAGUUAUUCAAGUUUCUUGACAUGUACGAAACUUUGCGCGACAGUCUUCCAGCCAUGGGGGCUUUGUUUUCGAAGGAAUAUGAAAAUGAGCUUAAAACAGAGACAACAACAGCUCGGUGUCGGAUUGGAGAGGCUGCCAUCUAUAUAUUUUGUGAUUUGGAGAAUUCAAUCAAGUCUGAUACAGGAAAAACUCCAGUGCCUGGUGCUGCAGUACACCCGUUGACUCGCUACACGAUGAAUUAUUUGAAGUAUGGAGGUGAAUACAAGGCAACUCUUGAGCAAGUCUUUCGAGAACAUUCAAAGAUCGAACGAGCUGAUUCAACAAGUAGACCACGUUUGGAAUGCGAGACUCAAAACUCCAACAAUGACAUCGCUGAAGAAAAUCAGUCUCCAUUUUCAAAUCAAUUGAUGAGAGUUAUGGAUUUAUUAGACUCAAAUUUGGGGGCCAAGUCGAAGCUUUAUAAGGAUAUUGCGUUGAGCUGUAUUUUCAUGAUGAAUAACGGACGGUACAUUGUGCAAAAGAUAAAAGGAUCCACAGAGAUCCAUCAAAUGAUAGGAGAUACAUGGUGCCGCAGGAAGUCUUCGGAGCUCAGGAACUAUCAUAAGAAUUAUCAAAGAGAGACGUGGAGCAAACUCCUCAGUUGUUUAGGCCACGAGGGACUGCAAGUGAAUGGAAAAGUAAUUAAGCUAGUGUUGAAAGAGAGGUUCAAGAGCUUCAACAUGUUAUUUGAUGAGAUCCACAAGACGCAAAGCUCAUGGGUGGUGAGUGAUGAUCAACUUCAAUCAGAGCUUAGAGUUUCUAUAUCAGCGGUGGUGAUACCAGCUUACCGGUCCUUUUUGGGGAGGUUUUCACAAUAUUUAACCUCCGGAAGGCAAUCGGAAAAGUACAUAAAAUAUCAGGCUGAAGAUUUAGAGACUUCCAUUGAUGAACUUUUUGAUGGAAAUCCUGCGUCCGUGGUCCGAAAGAGACCAUAA